CACUUCCGGCAGUGACAGCUAUUCCGGAAGAUGCCGAGCUCAGCUUUUCUAGGAGGAGGAAGAGACGUUGGCGGAAGAGGAGAAAAUAAGCGAGGUGUGACUAUGCAACAGGAGUGCUGGAGUUUAUUCUGAAAAAACUGAUUCAGUGAAAAAUUCUGGUGUUACGUCAUGGAGGUGUAACCAAACCCUAUUAAGCUCAAAGUAUGGUGCGGAUUUUGGCAAAUGGAGAUAUUGUACAAGACGACGAUCCUCGAGUAAGACAGAGCACUCAGAACAGGGAGAACUCCCGACCGGCCUUUUUCAACACAAAUGGAGGCCCUGCUCCACAACAGCACUAUGAGCAGCAGCAACAACGUCACCAUCAUCCGGGUGCAAGGCCAGGGGAACGGUCACCGUUUUCAGAUAUCAAUCAACAGUUGGUCAACAUGGGAUUCCCCACCUGGAACCUUGGCAAUCAGGUGGUAGAGCCAGUCAUGUCCAUCUUACUGCUGUUCCUCCUCAUGAUGGUGGGCGUGCGUGGCUUGCUCUUGGUGGGCCUCAUCUAUGUUGUUUCUCACUUAAGCCAGCGGUGACAAGGACUUCUGUACAGGCCAUCACAGCUGCCUGGUGGAAAGAGAACCAUUUUUUCUUGAGGUGUGUGUAUAUGAGAGAAUGCGAAGAAGUGACAAUGAGAUAAAUUGAAAGUGUGGAUGAUGUGCCCCUGUUAUGAGUGUGCUUGCUCAUAUAUUAUUUUCCCCUGAAUCCUUUGUAAAUCAACCUCAUUGGGAACAGACACGACCAUUGUGAAAUGUGAUCCCAUGAGGGUACCGUUUUUACACUUUGGUUGCCUUUUGUUAUCAGUAGUAUGAGAUUUAUUUUGCUUUUUUAUGGAGAGCAAAUGUCAGGAAUAUGAGAUUUAUCACCCGGGAUAUGGAUGAUAGGAAGGAGGCUGCAGGAUUGAAAAGGACAGCAGCUAAAUCUCUUUGAGAGGUAAACAGCAAAAACAGAAAGGGAAAAGCAAUAGAAAGGCACUUUCACCUAUGGGUUAACUAAGUGUGUGUGGGAAGAAUUCUGGAAAGUAGAUGGCUACAAGUCUUAAAGCAAGGAUGGAAGUGGCACAUCUGUCCAAAUUAUUUUAAAUGGGCUUGUAUUUGAGGAAUGGUUUUGUAAACUGAGGUUGUUAAUUUACAUCAGUUACAGCUCCAGAAUCCCAUCUGAGUAAUGAAGAAGAUUCAGAUUGGUUCUUGGAACAAUCCUAGUUAUAUUUGGGGAGAUAUCUAUACUUUCAGCUACUCAGUAUUCAUGAAUGAGCCAUUUUGAGAACUGGUUGCUCCAUGUGGGAGCUGUCUGUGGCCUUGGUUCUUGCAAAUAAUAUGUGAGUGUUUGUUCCAAGGCAGCGCCUUGCCUACUUGGAUGGGGGUACCACAGGUGUAAAACUGUUUCAUAAUAUCGCCUGGGUGAGUAUGUGUGGUUUAAGUUUGUUGUAUUGAAGUCUUACAGUGCAAUGAACAUGUGUGAAAAAGUGGGAAACUCUAUGAUUCUAUAAUUCUAAUGAACACUGAAGGCUUAAAUGAAAAAGCAGAACUAUCUGUCUUUUGUGUUUUAAUCUGUGGAUUUAGGAUAACUUGCAGCAUAUUUAAAAGGAAAAAAAAUGAAAACAAACCUGUAGAAAUAUAACACAGGGACUGUUUCAGCAUGUGCACACACCCAGAAAUUUUGAAAGCCCCAUGACUGUCAAUGGGAGGCCAAUGUGGCCAAGAAAGACUCUUUGAUUUUUGGAAGAAGUUUUAAAAAGCCUUCAAAGGUGGAAGUGAUGAAUGGGGGGAAAAAUCCUACAAAGCAAGAAUGUAAGACUGAAAGCACUGGGAGGAUUCAUUCAUAUCUUGUCAGUGAUAUCAAGUGCUAUUUAAUUUGCUGAUAGUUCCAUGAACCUUCUGAUUCCCAGACGCCAUUAUUACUCUUGAAAGUAUACUUAACAAUAAUAAUAAAAAUAAAACUUUAUAUCCCACCCUCUUGCCCUGAAGGGACUCAGGAUGGGAUUGAGCCAGGGAUUCAAUGGUUGUAUUUACUCUUUCUGCUCCUGAUGCCCAGCCUAAAGUUGAGUUUAUCAGCUGCAAGCCCCAGAUUAAUUGAAAACAAGAUUCUGCAUUUUGUGUCCCUAAAUCAGUGGUUCUCAACCUGGGGUCCCCAGAUGUUUUUGGUUUUCAACUCCCAGAAAUCCUAACAGCUGGUAAACCGGCUGGGAUUUCUGGGAGUUGUAGGCCAAAAACAUCUGGGAACCCCAGGUUGAGAACCACUGCCCUAAAUAAUUGAGGAAUGCUUAGGAAGUUAUGUUUGAAGACUCAUGGUGAUAUAUUAAGUAUAUCCUUUGAGUAUAACAAGAUAAUAGUCACAGGAAUAUAUAUGAAGCAGCUUCUGGGGGUUGAUCGUGUUCAUUAGGUGGGAAAUGUUAAGUCCUCCAGUUGUUUUGUACUAAAACUCCCAGAGCCUGUUACCUUUAAUACUGCUGGCUAGAGAUGUGGAAGUUCUCAACUCUUGCUGUAAAAUCAAUAUAGUAGCUGACUUCUGAUUAUCUGCUGACUAUCAUUAAGUUGUUACUAAAUAAAGGAUAAUGAUUAAUUA
Molecule: messenger RNA, 2601 nt
Organism: Anolis carolinensis (green anole)
Lineage: Eukaryota; Metazoa; Chordata; Lepidosauria; Squamata; Anolidae
Gene: fam241b
Product: family with sequence similarity 241 member B
Exons: 4
Coding region: 204-572 (122 amino acids)
Cellular component (GO): intracellular membrane-bounded organelle
Source: RefSeq, a predicted model, not a curated record